This is a messenger RNA of Oncorhynchus keta (chum salmon), 3271 nucleotides long. RefSeq names its product protein mono-ADP-ribosyltransferase PARP6-like. Gene Ontology annotation, cellular component: intracellular anatomical structure; membrane; nuclear envelope. Gene Ontology annotation, biological process: endoplasmic reticulum unfolded protein response. Gene Ontology annotation, molecular function: kinase binding; NAD+ poly-ADP-ribosyltransferase activity; protein serine/threonine kinase activator activity. NCBI's taxonomy places the organism in Eukaryota, Metazoa, Chordata, Actinopteri, Salmoniformes, Salmonidae. Bases 53 to 1822 code for a protein of 589 amino acids. The transcript has 17 exons. The record is from RefSeq and is a predicted model, not a curated record.
UUGUACUUCCUGUUAUACUUCCUGUUGUAUUCUCUGUUGUACUUCCUGUUGUAUGUUGUACUCCCUGGUGUACUCCCUGUUGUAUUCUCUGUUGUACUCUCUGUUGUACUCCCUGUUGUACUUCCUGUUGUAUUUGAAGGGGGGCUGUGCUACUGACCUCUACAGGCAUCCUCAGCUGGACAUGGACAUAGAUUCGGUGAAGGCCAUCUACGCUGACACGGCUGUCUCCGUCAGAGAGCAUGGGUCCAUUGACGAUGUGGACGUUGACAUGCUAAUCAAUGUCAGCUUCCUGGAUGAUGAAGUAGCCAGGGCCUGGAAGAUCAUCCCAACAGAGCCUAUUAUUGUCCGGCUGCGCUUCUCACUGUCCCAAUACCUGAAUGGACCAGCACCCUCUGUGGAGGUCUUCCAACCGUCUAACAGAGAAGGAUUCAGCCUGGGACUACAGCUGCAGAAGGUCAUCUCUAGCUUUGUGUCCCAGCAGUGGAAGUACCUGAGUAAUGAAACCCUCACGGCCCAACAGAAGACCAGACACACUUGGUUCACACCUGGAGGAACCAUCAAGAGGUUCAGGGCUGGACUCAGCAUCCUCUCGCCCAUGUCCAAGUCCAGUGGCCAAGAGCAUGUUCUGAAGGUGAAGAUGAUUGGACCGGAGCUGAAAGUGAAUCGCCUUAUGAAUCGGACAAUGGCUUACACCAUCAAGAACACCAGAGGAGAACUCCUCACGUACACAACUAAUGGCAAGAGGGUGGCGGUGUCUGCUGUCAAGUCUCCGGCUCACAUCACAACUAAACAGCUGGUUGAGCUGCUGUUCUCAUCCCAAGCCUUUAUUCAGUGCAAGUCAGCCCCCACCCUGCAACAUGGGUUCUUAGUACAGGUAAUGAAAUACGCAGAACAGAGAAUCCCCACUCUGAAUGAAUACUGUGUGGUCUGUGACGAACGACACAUCUUUCAAUACGCCUCUAUGUUGAAGCCUGCAGUGUGUAGCAGGGAACUGUGCGUGUUUUCUUUCUACACCUUGGGAGUGAUGGCAGGAGCUGCAGAGGAGGUGUCGAAUGGAGCAGAGGUAGUGGACUUGUUGGUAGCCAUGUGCCGGGCAGCUCUGGAGUCCUCCCGGAAGAGCAUCAUCUUCGAGCCAUACCCCUCUGUGGUCGACCCAUUCAACCCCAAGUCUCUGGCCUUCAGUCCCAAGAAGAAGAGCUACGAUCGACUGCAGAAAGCUCUGGACAGCAUCAUGACCAUCAGGGAGAUGACCCAGGGUCCGUAUUCAUCAAUCAAGAAACAGAUGGACACCAUAGAUCCUCUUGCUCACCCUCUGCUUCACUGGAUCACAUCAAGCAACAGAUCGCAUAUUGUCAAGCUCCCGCUGAACAGGCAACUGAAGUUCAUGCACACUCCACAUCAGUUCCUGUUGACCAGUAGCCCUCCUGCUAAAGAAGCACGCUUCCGGGUCGCUAGGAAACUAUAUGGCAGCACCUUCGCAUUCCAUGGUUCCCACAUAGAGAACUGGCAUUCUAUUCUGAGAAAUGGACUUGUCAACGCCUCAUGCACAAAACUGCAGCUGCAUGGUGCUGCGUACGGGAAGGGUAUCUACCUGAGUCCUGUCUCUAGCGUCUCAUAUGGAUACUCAGGAAUGGGUAAAGGACAGCACCACGUGACCACCAAACAGGAGCUGGGCAAACGUUACAACCGUAUCAACACCGUACAACAGGAAAGACGGGGCCAGUCCAGGUUUCUUCAGAGCAGGAAUUUAAACUGCAUUGCACUUUGUGAAGGUAUGAGAACGGCCAGGUGGGAGAUGCCGACAUCAACACCCAGGACAUAAGGAUUGAGCAAGAGAUAAUACGGGCGAUUGAGACUAAGCCUAUCUGAGGAGGACAUGUGAGACAGAGCUUUAAGUACAGUAUGGCUGGAGACAGCUAUAUGUACAGUAGAGCUCUGGCCAGGGAUACACAGCUAUAUGUAAAGUAUAGAUCUGGCAGGAGAUACACAGCUAUAUGUACAGUGUGGGUCUGGCUGGGGAUACACAGAUGGACCCAGGGAGGAUAGGGGACUCUUGCCAUUUAAACACUACUGAAACACUACUACAAUGCCGCAGAGCUGUGCUGCACUGGCCUGGUUACACAUGGACCACAUAGAUCAGGUAUCUGAAUAUCGUAUGGACCAAUGAGGUACUUUGAAUAUCGUAUAUGGUCCAAUGGGGAACUUGGAACAUCGUAUGGACCAACCCUGAAUAUCACAUGGACCAAUGGGGAACUCUGAAUAUCAUAUGAACCAAUGGGGAACUCUGAAUAUCAUAUGAAACGAUGGGGAACUUGGAAUAUCAUAUGGACCAAUGGGGAAUUUGGAAUAUCGUAUGGACCAAUGGGGAACUUGGAACAUCGUAUGGACCAAUGGGGAGACCUCAGAAUAUUGCAUGGACCAAUAGGGAGCUCCACACAGAAAGAAAGAAAGAAAGAAAGAAAGAAAGAAAGAAAGAAAGAAAGAAAGAAAGAAAGAAAGAAAGAAAGAAAGAAAUGUGUCCUUACAAAAGGCAGUCACACAACUUCACAUGGAGACCUGAUCACUAUUGACCUCCAAGGGAAUGUCAUAUUUCAUUGUCAUUAGAGGCAACAGGAUUUGCUAUGUGACAGAUGUGGAGGGAUUUUCCCUUAUGAAUAUUAUAAUGUGAUUAUAACACGAUUAGGCUUUGCACAUUGGUCAUCAUUGCAACUGCCUCUAAAAAAACAAAACAAUGGAUUUGACUUGCCUUUAAAACAUAUAUCACAAUACAGCGAACAGUGGUUUGUAUCAGAACAUGACUAUUCUCGUGCAAUACUUUUAUAAUCAUUUCUUAUGACCAUAUUUUUUGUAUUAAAAUUUGGCGGAUUGUUUAACCACUACUUGUUAAAUCAGUGAAAAUCCAUAUACACUACCCAGUCUCUCUAACCUACGGACUGAACCAUUUAAUCACUACUCGGACCCAGUCUCUCUAACCUACGGACUGAACCAUUUAAUCACUACUCAGACCCAGUCUCUCUAACCUACGGACUGAACCAUUUAAUCACUACUCAGACCCAGUCUCUCUAACCUACGGACUGAACCAUUUAAUCACUACUCAGACCCAGUCUCUCUAACCUACGGACUGAACCAUUUAAUCACUACUCAGACCCAGUCUCUCUAACCUACGGACUGAACCAUUUAAUCACUACUCAGACCCAGUCUCUCUAACCUACGGACUGAACCAUUUAAUCACUACUCAGACCCAGUCUCUCUAACCUACGGACUGAACCAU